AUGGGCAUCCGUCAAGAAACUGGGACUUUUGGCGUGUGGGACUAUUUGGUGUUUGCCGGGAUGCUGCUCAUCUCCGCAGCCAUAGGCGUUUAUUAUGCCUUCUCCAGGGGCGGCCAGCAGACCCCGAAGGACUUCAUGAUGGGUGGGAGGCAAAUGACAGCAAUCCCGGUGGCGUUGUCCCUCACCGCCAGCUUCAUUUCGGCCAUCACCGUCCUGGGGACGCCCUCGGAGGUCUAUCGCUUUGGGGCCAUUUUCAGCGUUUGGGCUUUCAGCCACAUCAUAGUGGUACUCAUCACUGGUGAGAUUUUCCUCCCAGUCUUUUACAGGUUGGAAAUUACCAGCACCUAUGAGUAUUUAGAGCUUCGUUUCAAUAAACACAUUCGUCUCUGUGGAACAAUAUUCUUCAUCUUUCAAACGAUUUUAUAUACUGGGAUUGUUAUUUAUGCUCCAGCUCUGGCUUUGAAUCAAGUCACAGGAUUUGAUCUUUGGGGUGCAAUCAUUGUCACAGGAGUGGUCUGCACUUUCUACUGCACAAUGGGUGGUUUCAAAGCUGUCAUCUGGACAGAUGUUUUCCAAGUUGGAAUUAUGGUGGCAGGACUUUUGUCUGUGAUCAUAAAGGCUGCUGAGAUUCAAGGUGGGAUCGACAAUAUUCUAAAUGAUUCUUAUCAUGGAGGAAGAUUAAACUUCUGGGACUUCAAUCCAAAUCCUUUACAAAGGUAUAGCUUCUGGACAAUUACCAUUGGGGGGACCUUCACAUCAACCAGUAUCUAUGGCAUCAAUCAAUCCCAGGUUCAGAGGUACAUCGCUUGUAAAAGCAGGUUCCAAGCAAAAAUGUCUCUUUAUAUAAAUCUUGUAGGACAAUGGAUCAUUCUUGCCUGUACUGUUUUAUGCGGGCUUGCCAUUUAUUCAAGGUACCAUAACUGUGAUCCUUGGACUUCAAAGAAAAUAUCAGCACCAGACCAGCUCAUGCCCUAUUUAGUGAUGGAUAUUCUACAAGAUCAUCCGGGACUCCCUGGACUCUUUGUGGCAUGUGUAUAUGGUGGAACACUAAGCACAGUUUCCUCCAGUAUCAAUGCUUUAGCUUUAGUCACUAUUGAAGACCUCAUCAAACCUCAUUUUCAGUCACUCUCAGAAAAGACUCUAUCUUGGCUUUUGAAAGGAACAAGUGUGUUGUAUGGAGUUUUGUGCAUUGGAAUGGCAGCUCUAGCAUCUCUCAUUGGGGUUUUGUUACAGGCAGCCAUCAGUGUCUUUGGUAUCAUCGGUGGGCCCCUUUUGGGUUUGUUUUCUCUGGGCAUCUUAGUUCCCUUUGUCAACUCAAUGGGCGGAUUUGUAGGGCUCAUGGCUGGAUUUAUCAUUUCCUUUUGGAUUGGAAUUGGAGCUCAACUCUAUCCCCCACUUCCGGAGAGGACUUUACCUUUGAGUCUCGUUACUGAUGGCUGUAACAUAACUGGCUUCCACCACCAAGGGAAAUGGAACACAACCACAGAAAGGUCAUUUUCUACUAGUACUUUUCAUAGUUCUGAAAGAACUCCCCUAAUGGAUAAUUGGUACUCCUUAUCAUAUAUGCACUUCAGUACCGUUGGAACCUUGGUCACUAUAUUUGUGGGAAUUAUCAUCAGCCUCCUAACAGGAGGAAGAAAACAGGAUUUAGAUGACAGUCUCCUACUAACUAAAGAAGAUUUUUUAUCUAACUUUGACUUUUUAAAGAGGGAAAAACUAAUUUUGAACCCUCAGCCUUACACAAAGGAAGAUGGUGGAAUGGAUAACCCUACCUUCAGCUAUAUUGAAAUGUACUCCACAGAUGAGAGUAGAAAAACCAGUAGGCCAUACUGA
Antechinus flavipes (yellow-footed antechinus) is the source of this 1833-nucleotide messenger RNA. Its product is annotated as sodium-coupled monocarboxylate transporter 1-like. Gene Ontology annotation, molecular function: organic acid:sodium symporter activity. Gene Ontology annotation, cellular component: membrane. The record is from RefSeq and is a predicted model, not a curated record. Lineage: Eukaryota; Metazoa; Chordata; Mammalia; Dasyuromorphia; Dasyuridae. Gene Ontology annotation, biological process: sodium ion transport; propanoate transmembrane transport.